This is a messenger RNA of Hydractinia symbiolongicarpus, 1261 nucleotides long. RefSeq names its product zinc metalloproteinase nas-6-like. The transcript is spliced from 9 exons. Lineage: Eukaryota; Metazoa; Cnidaria; Hydrozoa; Anthoathecata; Hydractiniidae. Gene Ontology annotation, molecular function: zinc ion binding; metalloendopeptidase activity. Gene Ontology annotation, biological process: proteolysis. Bases 74 to 1192 code for a protein of 372 amino acids. The record is from RefSeq and is a predicted model, not a curated record.
AUAUAAAAACUCGUGCGAUUAAAGUGAACUGUUAUUUCUUUAAUCUAGCUAGUCUUAUUUUAAGGCGAGAAAUAUGAAGUUGCUCAUCGUGGUGAUUGCAGUAGUCUUAAUGACAUGGAAGGUCGAAGCUAAUUGGGUGAAAGAAAUGGAAAAUCCGGGAUUAUAUGAGGGUGAUAUGGUGUUGAGCCCAGACCAAAUGAAAGAAGUGAAGCAAGGAACAUUUACAUUUUCGUCAACAAGCAAAAAAAACAAGCUAUGGCCGAAUGGUGUUGUUCCUUAUACGGUUAACAGUGACCUUGCUAGGGAGAGUGAGUUCAAAAGGGAAUUCGACAUUGCUAUUGCACAGUAUCACAAGUACACCUGCUUACGUUUCAAAAAAAGAACAAACGAGGGAGGAUACAUCAACUUCUAUAAAGGUGGCGGCUGUUCAUCUCCAGUUGGAUAUGGUGGAAGAAGAAAUGGUGUUUCUUUAUCGAAAGGUUGCUGGUGGAGGACUACCAUUAUGCAUGAAAUUGCGCAUAGUUUAGGAUUUCACCACGAACAAAGUCGACCAGAUCGGGACAACUACGUCAAGAUUCUAACACAUAAUAUUCACUCAGGCACUGAACAUAACUUUAGAAAGCAGAAUAGCUAUGAUGUCGACUCCAAAGGAACACCCUACGACUAUCUUUCCAUGAUGCACUACUCAUGGAAUGCAUUUGGCAAGGACCAAAGAAUGACAAUUCAAACGAAAGAUCAAUCAAUGCAGUAUGAAAUUGGACAGGAUGAAGGAUUUUCGCAUAUUGAUAUUGAGCAAAUUAAUCGUCUCUAUGGAUGCACUGGAACAUACCCAACGUUGCCUCCUUACGUCAAGCCACCUCCAGGUUGUUACGACUUGGGCGGUGCUUGUGUGAAAGGAGCUUGGGAAGGAAACUGCAACAAACGUGAAUGGAAAAGCUAUAUGCACUCAAAAUGCAGAAAAUCUUGUAAACUUUGCGGGGGUGGGCCAAGACCAAGUGGGACACCAGUUACUUUACCGCCAUGGAGCGAACCGACAACAAAAUCCACCACAAAAAAAACUGGUGGUGGUGGAAACUGUCGCGAUCGAGUUGUUGAUUGUCAAAGGCUUGGUAAACACAGGUGUACUGACAGCAAUCCAGUAUGGAAAGAUUACAUGGAAAGAAACUGCAAGAAAUAUUGUAACAAAUGCUAAAGAGAAAUAAGCACUCGUAAUUGCAAUUUUUGUGUUUAUUUUUAAAGACAGUAUAUAUAACUGUGCAAA